Messenger RNA from Beta vulgaris subsp. vulgaris (sugar beet), 3121 nucleotides. RefSeq names its product protein PAF1 homolog. The record is from RefSeq and is a predicted model, not a curated record. NCBI's taxonomy places the organism in Eukaryota, Viridiplantae, Streptophyta, Magnoliopsida, Caryophyllales, Amaranthaceae. The coding region runs from base 716 to 2818 and encodes 700 amino acids. Gene Ontology annotation, biological process: transcription elongation by RNA polymerase II. Gene Ontology annotation, cellular component: Cdc73/Paf1 complex. Gene Ontology annotation, molecular function: chromatin binding; RNA polymerase II complex binding. The transcript is spliced from 12 exons.
AUCGAGAACUUCCAAAUUUUAUUUGUUUAAGGAAAGUGGUAUAGAUUAGAAAGAAGGAAGAAGGAAAAAAAGAAGAAGAAACAUAGAAAAGAAAAAGUUUAUAACCCUAAAUCUCCAAAUUUCGUUCCGUAGAAUUUGCUAGGGAAAUUUCAUCUUCCUCUACAAAUUACAGAUUACAGAUUUCAUACCAGUUCUGUUUCUAUCUUAAAAACUCCGAUUUUGAAUUUCGUAUUUCCAGCAUCAAUUCAAGUGAGUUCUCGAGGAAAGAAAUUGAAGAAUUUUUUCGACGAUUUUAAAAAAGUUGAAGGUUUGUUUAGGACUAAUCUAACUAUAAGUUAUAAGAUUCAAAGUUUUGUAGUUUAGCAACGAAUAUUUGAGUAAGAAAUAUUCAAUUUAAUUCACUAGUAUUAUGCGAGCUCAAAUAAAUAUGAAUUCCAGAUUUUGGGGGUUCAAUUGAAUCCAAUGAAACUCCCUUGGAUACGCCACUGGAUCAAAUAGUAGAUAAUUGAUCAAAAAUUUGGGGUGUUUGUUUUUAAUUAGGAUUUUUGGGGAUUUUAUUGGGUUUAAGUAGAGUAGCUGAGUAUAAUAUUUGAAACUUUUUAGGGUUUUCUAUCAAGUAUAAUCUUUGCUUGGGUGGGUUUUUUGAAUUUGGAUUGUGGAAUUGAGUAUCUGGGUUUGUUUGAAGAAAUUGUGAGGCUAAUUGAGAAUUUGGGCUAUGGCUUCUUACCGGCCGUACCCUCCUCCUCCACAACAGCAAUCAUUUCCACCUCCACCUCCAGCUCAAAACCCGCUUCCGCCACCGCCACCCAGACCGCAAUCCCAUGGGAAUCAGUACCCUCAGAAUUGGGGUUCUGCCUCAGCUCCUUAUACUCAAAAUUAUACACAAGUGGCUCCCAAUACUAAUUUCCAGCAUUCUGGCUAUAAUUCAGCUACUCAUCAGUACCAACCACCCCCACCACCGCAGCCACAACCGCAGCAAUACCCGUUUCAGCCCCCACCACCUCCACCUGAUUCAUCAUACCCUCCUCCCCCACCGCCUCCUCCAUCGGGUAGCCAAAACUCGGCCAAUGUACAUCAACAGUAUUACCCUUCUUCCCAAUAUUCUCAAUUUAAUCAACAGCAGCCUCCAUUGCAACCACCUCCUCCGCCACCACCCCCUCCACCAUCUUCCCCGCCUCCCAAUUCAUCUGUUCCUCCACCACCACCCCCUCCUUCAUCCCCCCCUCGACCACCUUCUCAAAAUAAAGAGAGUGGGGGAGACAGAGGGAGGCAUGAGAGAGAUAGAAGGGGAUCGAAAGAGGGGAAUAAUCAUACAUCUUCCAGGCAGCAGAAGCCUCCGGUCCCUCCUGUUCCUGUGAAAAAAGCCAAUGGGGCUUCAGGCAGAGUCGAGACAGAAGAGGAAAGGAGGUUGAGGAAGAAGAGGGAAUCAGAGAAGCAAAAGCAAGAGGAGAGGCAUAAACAACACUUGAAAGAGACGCAGAAUCGACAGAAGCAACCCCAGGUUUUGCCUUCUGGAGGGAAAGGUCAUCUGUCAAUUUCAGGGUCAAGGAUAGGUGAGAAACGGGCUGCUCCGGUUUUGGGUGGUGACAGAGAUGAAAACCCGAUGAAGAGACAGACAGCAUUUAUGUGCAGGAUGAAGUUCCGGAAUGAACUGCCUGAUCCGUCUGCCCAGCCAAAGCUUAUGACUUUAAAAAGAGAUAAGGAUAGAUUUACUCGUUAUACUAUCACAUCAUUGGAGAAAAUGCAUAAACCAAAGUUAUACGUUGAGCCUGAUCUUGGCAUUCCACUUGACCUCCUUGAUCUCAGCGUCUACAACCCUCCCAAAGAGAGGUAUCCUCUUGCUCCACAAGAUGAGGAGUUGCUGCGUGAUGAUGACCCAGUGACCCCAUUGAAGAGAGAUGGAAUUAAGAGAAAAGAUCGUCCUAGUGAUCAAGGGGUCUCUUGGCUUGUUAAGACGCAAUAUAUUUCUCCUCUUACCAAUGACGGGACCAAACAGUCAUUGACUGAAAAACAAGCAAAGGAAUUGCGUGAAAUGAGGGAAGGGCGCAACUUUCUGCAAAAUCUUAACAACAGGGAAAGACAAAUCCAGGAAAUCCAAUCAUCAUUUGAGGCUUGCAAAUUACGCCCUGUACACGCAACCAAUAAAAACUUGAGGCCUGUUGAGGUUCUACCAUUGCUUCCUUAUUUUGAUCGUUAUGAUGAGCAGUAUGUCGUCGCCAACUUUGAUGGAGAACCUACAGCUGAUUCAGAGCUGUUCAGCAAAAUGCACAAAUCUGUUCGCAAGGAACUUGAAUCAAGGGCUGUAAUGAAAAGUUUUACUGCAACAAGUUCUGAUCCUGAUAAACCUGAACGAUUUCUGGGAUACAUGGUCCCAUCAACAGAGGAGCUAUCAAAGAGCAUUGAUGAUGAUGACGAUGUCUCGUACUCCUGGGUCCGAGAAUAUAAUUGGGAUGUCAAAGGAGAAGACCCGGAAGAACUCUCAACAUAUUUGGUGUCAUUUGACGAAGAUACUGCUCGCUACUUGCCUCUUCCUACAAAACUUUCAUUGAGAAAAAGGAGAGCAAAGGAGGGAAGGUCCCAUGAAGAUGGGGAGCAGUUUGUUCAGCCAGGCAAGCUUACUGUCAGGCGAAGGGAUUCUACCGCCGUCAUUGAGAGGAAAGAAUCUGUGAACGAUUCAUACUUUAGAUCAGGUCCAUCAAGAUCAGGGAGACCAGAAUCUGAUAUAGAAGAGGAUGAUCAGGAGCGUAUGGACGCUGGGGACCCUGGGGAUGAUCAAAUGGGACAUUACAGUGCCGGGGAAGAUUAUAUAUCUGAAUAAUGGAUCAUUUGUAAACAUAAGUGAAAGCAAAAUAGUAUCACCCAGGAAUGGCUUAUGUCAGAAGAUUUUUGGUAGUCCAAUUUUCCUUUGAUUUUAUGGUAGCGUGUUUUUCCUUUUUUCUGUUCAUCUCAAUAGGUUAGAUAACGACUUGCUUCAGCAAAAGAGGGAGCUUGGGGCACUGUUGAAAGCAGAGUAGAUAGUAGAGAAAAUUUCUGUAUUUAUUUUUCCCAAACAUUAUAGUAAAAUCAAAACGAUCAAAAUACCGGAGUUGAAGGUUUCAUUUUAAAAAAAAUCAUUCUUGUA